ACGUGCUGUUGGCUGUGCUCUGUGGGGCUUUGUUUCUAGCUGUUCUCUGACAAAGGGCUUGAUUUGUGCAGCACAUCUCGUCCUCUUUGUUCAGCCUCUGGCUUCAACCACUGAACCACAAAUACUCUCCAGCUGGGAGUCAGACAAGGGCAGAGAUGAAGAACCCAGAAGCCCAACAGGAUGUUUCGGUUUCCCAGGGAAUUCGCAUGAUGUUUUACGUGAUGAAGCCCAAUGAAACGUCAUUCCAAACCCUGGAAGAGGUGCCUGAUUAUGUACAAAAGGCAACUCCAUUUUUCAUUUCCUUGAUGCUGCUUGAACUGCUUGUCAGCUGGAUUCGCAAAGGGAAGCCACCGGGUCGUUUGGAUGAUACCUUAACAUCAAUGUCAGCCGGUGUUCUGUCUCGGCUUCCAAGUUUGUUUUCCAGGAGCAUUGAACUGACUAGUUACAUUUAUAUCUGGGAGAACUACAGGCUCAUCAGUUUGCCUUGGGAUUCUCCAUGGACUUGGUAUUUAACUUUCUUGGGAGUUGACUUUGGUUACUACUGGUUCCAUCGUAUGGCUCAUGAGGUUAAUAUUAUGUGGGCUGCACACCAAACACACCACAGUUCUGAAGGCUAUAACUUAUCCACAGCACUGAGACAAUCUGUCUUCCAACUAUAUACUUCCUGGAUAUUCUACUCUCCCCUGGCCCUCUUCAUACCACCUUCAGUAUAUGCUGUUCAUCUUCAGUUCAAUCUCCUCUACCAGUUUUGGAUCCAUACAAAGGUCAUCAAUAACCUUGGUCCUUUGGAACUGAUUCUGAAUACACCUAGCCAUCAUAGGGUUCAUCAUGGCAGAAACCGUUAUUGCAUAGACAAAAAUUUUGCUGGAACUCUUAUUAUAUGGGAUAGAAUUUUUGGAACUUUUGAGGCAGAAAAUGAAAAAGUUGUAUAUGGUCUAACAUAUCCCAUUAAUACAUUUGAACCUUUCAAGGUGCAGUUCCACCAUUUAGUUAACAUAUGGACUACAUUCUGGGCCACACCUGGAUUCUUCAAUAAGUCUUCUGUCAUAUUUAAAGGACCAGGAUGGGGUCCAGGUAAACCAAGACUUGGACUGAGUGAAGAAAUCCCAGAGGUCCAGGGGAAAGAAGUUCCCUUCUCGUCAUCAGCAUCUCAGCUAUUAAAGAUAUAUGCAGUUGUACAGUUUGCGCUGAUGCUGGCAUUUUAUGAAGAGACCUUUGCAGAUAAAGCUGCACUAUCACAGGUCACUCUCCUUCUGAGGGUUUGCUUCAUUAUCCUGACCUUGACCUCCAUUGGAUUUCUUCUGGAUCAAAGGCGUAAGGCAGCUGUUCUGGAAACUUUCCGUUGCUUGGUGUUCCUAAUGCUGUGUAGAUUGGGUCAUCUGAAGCCUUUCAUCCCUUCUUUGUCAUUUGCUUUUGAGAUUUUUUUUUCCAUCUGCAUUGCCUUCUGGGGAGUAAGAAGCGUGAAACAACUUGUCUCAGACCCUUGGAAAUAACUUACGUUUGUACACAGUUCUCUUGUUUUAAUCAUUUGUCCACAACCAUAAUAUAUUACUGCUGCCUAUGGAAAUAUAAUUAUCUCACAUAAUGCUUAUAUGAACUAUUUUUCUAAUGUAAGGUAAAUACAUUUUUAUACCCUUGCUUCCUUUCCACAUUUAUUAUUCUCUAUUAAAAUGAAAGUCAGCUGCAGUUGCUCUAUUGCUAGGGUUGAAAGAAAAUGAUUUGAAAUAGAAUGAUGUUGCAUCCACUGGUAACAUCUAAGCCAAUGAGUAUGAGAAGAAUGGAUUCCAAAAAAAAAAAAUUAAAAAAAAAAAAGAAGGGAUAAAAUUUCAAAACAGUAAAAACAAUGAAGAUUUUAUUUCCAUUGGUUUGACAACAUUGCAUUCGCUGUCUGCUAAAAUUGUGCCUGGAUACAUAUUUGUUGUCAUAAAAAUGUAUUACAUGAGCUGUCUGCCCAUGGCUAGGUUUACCUUUGAAAGCCAUGUAACCUAAGGAGUAACAUUACAGAAAAUGACAUCACUGAUAUGAAAAUGAACAGAAUUUGUCAGAAUUCGUUUAAUCCACAAAUUAAUUUGUGAUACAUAUGUCUAAUAUGUUUGGUCAAUUUGUUUUGGCAGAUUGAGGAGUGUGCAGUAUUUCUGUGUUAUUUCAAAUUGUCACAAUCAUGUUAAUAAGACUCU
Messenger RNA from Hippopotamus amphibius kiboko, 2177 nucleotides. It is a transcript of the gene AGMO, whose product is annotated as alkylglycerol monooxygenase. Gene Ontology annotation, cellular component: endoplasmic reticulum. The coding region runs from base 156 to 1493 and encodes 445 amino acids. The transcript has 13 exons. Gene Ontology annotation, biological process: lipid biosynthetic process. NCBI's taxonomy places the organism in Eukaryota, Metazoa, Chordata, Mammalia, Artiodactyla, Hippopotamidae. The record is from RefSeq and is a predicted model, not a curated record. Gene Ontology annotation, molecular function: iron ion binding; oxidoreductase activity.